Molecule: messenger RNA, 2528 nt
Organism: Verruconis gallopava
Lineage: Eukaryota; Fungi; Ascomycota; Dothideomycetes; Venturiales; Sympoventuriaceae
Exons: 2
Coding region: 325-2187 (620 amino acids)
Biological process (GO): regulation of transcription by RNA polymerase II
Cellular component (GO): Set3 complex
Molecular function (GO): protein binding; transcription corepressor activity
Source: RefSeq, a predicted model, not a curated record
CUUGCUCCCAUCCUCCUCCGUUGACCACUCUUAUCGUCGCUGUCGCCCGCGUACCUGCGCGGAUCGCAGAAACAGUCGCCGGCACUGAUCUGUCCUACGCAACGAAGUCGUCCCGAUCACCCCAGAGAAGCCUGCGUCGAGCGCACUCCCAAGCGAGAUCCGGUUCCAGGCCGUGAGUUCGCAUUCGGAAGUUUCCUUUUGAGCCUCCACACCCUCGACGUCGGCGAUUGAGCACGCUUCCACGCAACACCUACAGCAUCCCAACCACGACGUCUAGUUUGGCGCAUUGCACAAAGUGCGCGUGUGCGCUAUUGGGACGACGUAAUGAUGGCCGCCGACAGGCCGAUCGAUCCAGGUGAAGUCGAGAAGUUGUCGUCCAAUGUCAUGAACUACCUUGUAUGGCGCUACUUGCAGGAAGCCGGCUACGGAAAGACAGCCAAACAGCUGCAGUACCAGUGGAUGGGCCGCGAUGAGAGCCCCGAGCAGUUGCCGUUUGCUCGGAACAUCCAGAAGUCGUGUCUGAUACACCUGGCCCAAGACGGCCUGCUAUUGGAUCAUUUGCAGGCUGAGGUGAAAAAGAUCAAUCGCCAGUACGUUUUUGGUCCCGAUCAUGGACGCAAGUUUUCGACACCGGCGGAUGAGCCGCGCGAGAAGAAGAUUCGAAAGCGAUCGACGUCGCGCAUACCAAGCAUCCAAGACCGUGAGAUGCAGAAUGGAAGCCCCGCUGAUCCACCGCAGCGACGAGCAAAGGGCAAGCGCAAGAGUGGUGGCGUAGACAAGCGACUUAAUGGCGAUGCGAUGGACAUUGACGGCGGAGGUACGGCAGCCACGGCGACAGACGCUACUGGUGGUGAUGUCGAGUCACCUCUCCCUGUCAUCGAUGAGAUGCCGCCGAUCUCGACGCUGGAGAUUGGCGAGAGCAAGGGUACGAUUACGGAGAAACCACGCGAUCUGACGGCCAACACGUCGUUCGUAGGACUAGACGAAGGGCUGGUCCUUGAGCAGGUGGCAUGGUCACCACACAAUCGCAACGCUCUCGUGACGGCAGGCAAGAACCACAUGCGAGUGUUCAAAGUCAGCGCAAACGACACGACAGAUGGCAACACGACACACACGAGGUGUACCAGAGUUGACAUCGACGCAGAUGACUACGAGGUGCAGGCCUUCACGUGGACGGAGCGCGGAUCAGGCGCGUUCACGAUGCUGGAGAAGAUUAAGAACGAGAAUGGCGACGAGAUGCAAACGUAUAAAAUGCUGGGCUUUGCCGAAUUUGGACAGAAAGUCAGCCUGGUCGACUCGGCUGCUGGCUGGGUGCUCAGUCUGAAGUACAACCACGAUGCACAGGUACUGCUUUCCUUGUCGUUUGGCGAGCAAUCGCACAUCAAGCUAUGGAACUAUGACGAGAUCGUGUACGAGAAUUCGAAGCGCAGAGUCGAGCCCAAGUACGCGCUUCGAUGCGCACGAACCAUGGACACGAUGCUACUUGCCGUUGAGUGGACGGCCGAGAACCGAUUCAUCGUAGCGGGGAAGAAGACGUUGCAGCUUUACGAGGUCGGUGAAGAGGACAUGAGGCUGCUUGGGAGCGUGUCCACGGACUUGGACUGGGCUCGCCUCGAAUACGACCCCGUUCACGAGAUUGCGGCCGUGUUGGACGCCAGCCAGCAAACGCUAGGGUUUGUCACGUCCACCAGCAAAGAGGAUGGUGGUGUAGAGCUUACGCUACACACACAUUCCCUGGAUUUCAAGCUUAAUGACAUCGCUUUUCAACCUCUGGACGCUAAGUCUGGUGCGAACGAGUCAUCAUCAGUGGCUUCCCGGCACCGGAUCAUGGCUGCGGCCUCGGACGAGGGUCAGGUCUAUUUGUUUGAUGCGCUCGCCCGACCCGUUGGCCGACCGCUACAGACGCUGCAGAUGGGCCACGAUGCGGUAGCGCAGGUUCUAUCCUUCUCACCUGACGGCUUCCUUCUCGCGGCGGCUGGAUAUGACACGCUCAACGUGUGGAAGACGCAAUCUGGCGGCGGAGCGCCCGCAGGUGUGUGGCGAAUGCCCGAGGGCACAGAUCCGCGAUGGAAGAGUUCGGAGGAAGAGGGCGAGGAGGAGAAGUUUGUGCACAAGCUUGGCUGGGACGCGGACGGAAAGCGGGUUGCGUUUGGCAUGAACGGUCAGGUAGCCGUCAUCAGGCUGUAGGGCGGCAUUGUCCAUCUGCAUGGUGCUGGACACGAAUACUUUUUUUCUUUACUCUUCCAGCCACGCAAGGCGCGAAGCGAAAGCAUGUGAUGGAGCAGUGCGAGGGUGUAGGACAGCGUCAAGGAGUUUGGGAAUGGCGGUCAAGCGUACUAUGCGUGUGCUGUUCAACGUAUUCGCCGAGCGCGUGUCUCAGCAUCAGAAGUUCUCGUAAGCACAAUGCUGUAAGCAGCUAAUGUUACAUGUUGUAUAUGAACGUUGUAGGCGACAGGAUCCUCACCUCCACAAGCCCGUCAAUUGCGUCUGGCCAGGCCGUUGCAGGUCCCGUCUCGGGCUGCAUAGUU